AUGUCCAGAUCCCUUCUGUUAGUUACACUGCUUUUAUUAAUGGUGUUAACCUCCCAAUUCGAUUGGAACCAGAAAGUCGUUAACGAGGUAGAAACAAGAUCAUCAGCUCUUUUAAGAAGGCAACAACUUGUUCUCCAAAGGGAAGAAUAUGUAAAAGAAAAGAUAAUCCUAUCUCAGGAAAAACAUAUACAGAAACUUAAAACAGUUGUGCAAAGUCUUCAACAAGAGUUGCUACUGUGCAGGGGUAAAGAUGACUUUUUGAAUGACACUACAGUUGACCCUUUGACUCAACUUUUAUACGAACUCAAACACCAAUAA
Molecule: messenger RNA, 318 nt
Organism: Lactuca saligna
Lineage: Eukaryota; Viridiplantae; Streptophyta; Magnoliopsida; Asterales; Asteraceae
Source: the annotation of a GenBank genome assembly